Molecule: messenger RNA, 996 nt
Organism: Brachypodium distachyon (stiff brome)
Lineage: Eukaryota; Viridiplantae; Streptophyta; Magnoliopsida; Poales; Poaceae
Product: cytochrome P450 89A2
Exons: 2
Coding region: 1-996 (331 amino acids)
Cellular component (GO): membrane
Molecular function (GO): heme binding; oxidoreductase activity, acting on paired donors, with incorporation or reduction of molecular oxygen, NAD(P)H as one donor, and incorporation of one atom of oxygen; iron ion binding
Source: RefSeq, a predicted model, not a curated record
AUGACGUAUCGAAUAUCUUCAAUACCAUACAUAUCCGCUCCGGCAACACCUCAGGCCACGGCGGACGUCAUGGACGACCUCCUCGAGAGCUUCCUCGCGCUGCGCGUGCUCGCCAUGCUUCCCGCGGCGCUGACGCGUGUUGUGUACCGCAAGCGGUUGGCCAAGCUCGUCAACAUCCGGCGGCGGCAGGAGGAUCUGUACUUGCCGCUCGUCGACCUCUGGCGCCAGGCGAUAGCAGGAGGAGGAGCUCCGGCGUACGUGGACACGCUGAUCGAGCUCAUGGUCCCCGACGAGCAGGACGGAAAGCGGAGGCUCCUGACGGACGGCGAGGUCGUGGCGCUGGUGUCGGAGUUCCUUGGCGCCGGCACGGAGCCCGUGUCGGCGGAGCUGCAUUGGAUCAUGGCGAGGCUCGUGAAGCUGCCGGGCGUGCAGGCGGCCGUCCUGGGCGAGAUCGAGGCGGUGGUGGGCGCAGACGCCGAGCAGGUGGACGAGGAAGCCCUGGGAAGGCUGCACUACCUCAACGCUGUCAUCAUGGAGACGCUCCGGAUGCACCCAACCGUGCCGGUCAUGCAGAGACAGGUGACAGAGGACGACGACGUCGCUCUCGACGGGCAGCGCAUUCCGGCGGGGACAGCGGUGAAGUUCCCGGUGGAGAGGCUGGCGCGGAACAAGGCGGCGUGGGCUGACCCGGACGAGUUCCGGCCGGAAAGGUUCCUGGCGGGCGGCGAGGGCGAGGCCGUCAACCUGGCGGUGGCUGUGCCCGGGGGGCAGAUGAUCAGGAUGAUGCCGUUCGGGGUCGGCCGGAGGAUGUGCCCUGGCUGGAGCAUCGCGGUGCUCCACCUGGGCUACUUCGUCGCCAACCUUGUCAGGGAGUUCCAGUGGGCGGAGGCGGAGGGGGAGAUCGACCUCCAACCGCGCCUUCGUGGCCUCGUCACCGUCAUGAAGCGCCCGCUGCGUGUCCGCCUCAUGCCUCUGCGUCACAAUACUUGUUAUUAA